AUGUGGGGGCAUCAAGGAGAUGGAACAUGGCUAAGGCUUAACUGGUUGGUCUGGUGGUUGCACCAUGCUGGCCUGCCCGCUCCAAGUUGCGAGUUGACCCAUGGGACUUGUGCGAAGGCACUGGUCUUGUGUCUCUUAGACAGGAGGGUAUUGCGUGAGGCUGGUUUCACAGAGCAGCGAACACUUCCUACUCUUGACAGUGGAGGGAUCACAGGCUGCUGCACCUACAAACCACAACACCAGGUCUUGUGUCUCUUAGACAGGAGGGUAUUGCGUGAGGCUGGUUUCACAGAGCAGCGAACACUUCCUACUCUUGACAGUGGAGGGAUCACAGGCUGCUGCACCUCCAAACCACAACACCAGACAGGAGGGUAUUGCGUGAGGCUGGUUUCACAGAGCAGCGAACACUUCCUACUCUUGACAGUGGAGGGAUCACAGGCUGCUGCACCUCCAAACCACAACACCAGGAGGGUAUUGCGUGAGGCUGGUUUCACAGAGCAGCGAACACUUCCUACUCUUGACAGUGGAGGGAUCACAGGCUGCUGCACCUCCAAACCACAACACCAGGUCUUGUGUCUCUUAGACAGGAGGGUAUUGCGUGAGGCUGGUUUCACAGAGCAGCGAACACUUCCUACUCUUGACAGUGGAGGGAUCACAGGCUGCUGCACCUCCAAACCACAACACCAGACAGGAGGGUAUUGCGUGAGGCUGGUUUCACAGAGCAGCGAACACUUCCUACUCUUGACAGUGGAGGGAUCACAGGCUGCUGCACCUCCAAACCACAACACCAGGUUUACUUGUGAUGUUAAACUUGUUUAUCCAAUGAUUAGGUUUACUUGUGAUGUUAAACUUGUUUAUCCAAUGAUUAGGUUUGACUAUUUGGAAUACACAUUUAGAUCUAUUGAGCGACCAAAUAGCAAAAAACUUGAUUUCUGCAAAAUUAUUCCGAAUUGCAAAAACCCUCUAUGGGAUGAACAUUUCGUUGUUCUUGUUGCUCAUCCUGUUCAAAGAGUUGAAUUUCUAGUAAAAGAUAAUGAUAUUCUUGGUGCUGAACUUAUUGGAGUUGUGGAAAUACCUGUUCAGAAGAUACUUUCUGGUUCUUUGGCAAUGUCCAUCCAUAUCAUCUGGUCCAAACUAUAUCAUGCAUUGCCAUACUCUUAUGACCAUUUUGUUGGCUCCAAUGUACACACAUUCAAGUAUUGGCUAUGGGCUGCAGGAUUUUAUCCUCUAGGACUACUGAUAGAUUUGUGA
Molecule: messenger RNA, 1251 nt
Organism: Vicia faba (fava bean)
Lineage: Eukaryota; Viridiplantae; Streptophyta; Magnoliopsida; Fabales; Fabaceae
Source: the annotation of a GenBank genome assembly